AUGACUGAUGAAUUCAAUCGAUAUUAUAUCAAAACUCGAGCUAUUUUGGGAAUAGAUUCAAAAACAAUCUUUGACGAACUUACAGAGGCAUUGGGACCUGAUGCUCCAUCAUAUCCAACAGUCAGAAGAUGGGCGAAACGUUUUCGUGAAGGAAGAGACGAUGCCACUGAUGAUCCUCGAUCUGGUCGUCCGAUUUCGGUACUUACAGAUGAAAAUGUUGAACGCGUUCGACAAGUUAUCGAAGAUGAUCCACACUCAACUUAUGAUGAUAUUAUGGGUGAGACUGAUCUAUCACGUGGUACAAUAGAACGAAUUAUUCAUGAUCGCCUAAAGAUGAGAAAAGUUACAUCACGUUGGGUUGCUCAUCAACUUACUGACGAACAAAAACAAAAACGACUUAGAAUUUGUCGUCAAAAUUUAGAGAAAUUUAGAAAUGGAACAUGGCAUUUAUGUGAUGUUAUUACUGGUGAUGAGACAUGGAUUUAUCACAGGCAGAUUGGUCGAAAGUGA
Messenger RNA from Rotaria sp. Silwood1, 510 nucleotides. The record is from the annotation of a GenBank genome assembly. NCBI's taxonomy places the organism in Eukaryota, Metazoa, Rotifera, Eurotatoria, Philodinida, Philodinidae.